AUGAAACCCUCUGCUAUCGAGCUGAAGGCCAAUUUAAUCACUAAAAAAAUUGACAAUCUUAACAUCAAAGGUGCACUUAGAUUGGUUUCUACUCAAGACUCCCUCGCCGAACCUUCAAUCGACACAUACUUGAAGCUCUGCAAAAAACACCCUUCUACAACUAUAACCCCUAUAUCUCUACAGCCUCACUCUACAUGCGCAUCACAAUUUACCACUGAUGAAGUGAGGAAAGCUAUCCUUUCCUUUCAUCGAGAUUCAGCACAUGGCCUUGAUGGAAUUUGUCCUAUAUUUCUCCAGGACAUUACUUCUCCCUCACAAACUUCCAUUCUAUCUAAAAUUACAAACUUUUGCAACAAAAUCUUAAAAGGUGAUGUGUCAACCUUUGUUUCUAUUCUUUUCGGUGCCAGGUUAAUAGCCCUUCAAAAACCCAAUAAUGAUUUAAGACCGAUUGCAAUUGGCUCUACCUUUCGUCGUUUAGUAGCUAAAAUGAUUUCCUCUCGAAUAAAACAUGAAGCUUCAAAUAUACUAAGUCCUUUCCAUGAAGCUGUUGUUCAUCUAACGAGAAUACACUUAGAAACCCAGCCAACCAACGAAUCUUUAGUCAAAAUCGACUUCAACAAUGCUUAUAACACUCUUUCUCGGAAUUCCUUUCUGAGCUCAUCGAGUAUUCUCUUUCCUGGUUACACUAAAUUCUUUUAUUCAUGCUAUCAACAACCUUCCACUCUCCAAUUUGAUACCUAUAAAAUUCCUUCGAUUGAGGGCAUACAACAGGGAGAUCCUCUAGGUUCUUUAUUUUUCUGUUUAGGGAUCAAUGAAAUUGUUAAAUCUAUUAACGAGGCAUGUUCAUUAUCAUUGCAUGCAUGGUACAUCGAUGAUGGAAUCCUUUGUGGUCCAAACGACGAAAUCAAUGAAGCUGUAAUGAUAAUCAAGGAUGCAGGGCUAUCCAUUGGUCUAUCAAUCAACCAUGAAAAGUCAGAAUUCAUUCCAAUUAAUUCAUCUGAAAACAAUUUUCAUAAUUUCAAACAGAUUACUCUGGAGGAAUUAUCUCACUUAGGUGCUCCCGUUGGUAGACACACAGCCAUAUCAUCCUUCCUACAAUUUACACUCGAAACCCUUAAUGAGUUGGUUGACCUAUUUUCCCUUCUCCCCUCUCAUAAAGCCUUUUUUCUCCUGAAAAUUUUUAAAUUUUCCACUUCCUUAGGCAUUUAUGAAAAUGGGAUUCAAGUCCUAAUUGAAAGUAUCCAACAUCUAAAAUUCAAUGAAUUAGCGUGGACACAAGCCACCCUUCCUACCAAGAUGGGAGGAAUAGGCAUCAGAUCCCCUUCCGAUCUUGCCUUAAUUGCCUUUAUAUUGAGCUGUCUUUUAACCAAAAAUUUAGUCAAUCCUAAUUCCUUAAAUUCUGACCCUUCCUUUGAUAGUGCCAUCAUUGAAUGGAAAUCUCGAUUCAUUGCCGACCACCCAAUUCCAGAAACGAACAAGCAGAGGGACUGGGAUAAGCCCAUUAUUGCAAGCUGCGUCGAAUCUCUCCUUUCCAGUAUGCAAUCAUUGGACCGUCCCUUAUUCUCCUCUCUGCUUAAUGGUUCUGGACAUGAGUUUCUCGAAGCCAUUCCAUCCGCGAACUUACAAUUACAAUUGACCCAAAAUGAGCUAACUCAUGCAAUAGAAAUCCGUUUAAAUUGCUUAGUAUCCCAACCCCACAUCUGUGCCGGCUGCAGUUCUGCUGUUUUGAGUAAUGGAAGGCAUAGUCUACAUUAUCGUUCAUGUAAAGGCCGCAUCUUUAGACAUAACAUUUGCAAUUCCAUAAUUCUUAGAGCUCUGAGAUCCGCUCAAAUUCCUUCUAUUCUCGAACCCUCUGGUCUUUUCAGAUCUGAUGGGAAAUGCCCUGACUGGAUCUCUCAAAUUCCCUGGAAGCGAGGUCAAUUCUUGGUCUGUUUUACUCUUGUAUUGAUCCAUUGGCUCCUUCCAAUCAAUCCCUUAACAUUCUGGAGAACAAGGAGCUUCUAA
Molecule: messenger RNA, 2004 nt
Organism: Gordionus sp. m RMFG-2023
Lineage: Eukaryota; Metazoa; Nematomorpha; Gordioida; Chordodea; Parachordodidae
Exons: 1
Coding region: 1-2004 (667 amino acids)
Source: RefSeq, a predicted model, not a curated record